AUGGGUAACAACACCAAAGAUGACUUUCCACUUCCAAUUACCAAGAUCAUGGUCAACGCUACCACGGGUCAUGGGAGAUUAACCUUCAUGGACGGUUCAUCUGGCUAUAAUCAAAUUCGAAUGGCACCCGCAUAUGAGGAGAAGACGGCUUUCUGGACUCCGAAAGGGAUAUAUUGCUAUAAAGUUAUGCCUUUUGGCUUAAAGAAUGCAGAAUUUGAAAUUGUCUACGUCUCACAAAAGGCUAUCAAGGGGCAAGCAUUAGCUGAUUUUCUCGCUGAUCAUCCUAUUCCUGAUGAAUGGAAGUUCUCUGAAGACCUGCCUGAUGAGGACGUUUUGUUUAUUGAAAUGUCAGAACCAUGGAAAAUGUUCUUUGAUGGCGCAGCACGACAAGAUAGAGCCGGGGUUGGGGUUAUAUUCAUCACACCGAAAGGAGAGGUCUUGCCUUUCUCCUUUUCACUUACCGAAUGUUGUUCUAAUAACAUGGCCGAAUAUCAAGCCUUGAUUCUUGGGUUGGAAAUGGCAGUGAAUAUAAAGAUGUCUCACCUUAAAGUUUUUGGAGAUUCUCAAUUAGUCAUCAGACAACUCCUCUCACUAUAUGAAGUCAAGAAGCUGGAAUUCAUCCCCUAUCACAAGUAUACACUUAAACUGAUAACAUCACUUGAUUGUGUCGCUUUAGAACAUGUGCCACGAAAAGAGAAUAAGCAAGCCGAUGCCUUAGCAAAUCUUGCGUCAACAUUAGCAUCAUGUAGUGAGGAGAUAAAAGUCCAUGUAUGUCAAAGAUGGGUCGUUCCACCACUAAAUCAUGACAUAGAAGAGAAAGAACAAGUGGGUGUAGUUUCUGUCUACGAGAUUGAAAGAGAAGACUGGCGUCAACCACUUAUCGAUUAUUUGAGACAUGGAAAGCUACCUAAAGACCUACGCCAUAAGACAGAGGUGAGGCGAAGAGCUUCUCGCUUCAUAUACUUCCAAGGCACUCUUUACCGACGCUCUUUUGACGGAGUCUUUUUGCGCUGUCUCGGAGAAGAAGAAGCAACAAAAGCACUAGAAGAAACUCACUCAGGGAUCUGCGGAGCACACCAAUCAGGCCCUAAACUUCAUUUUCGGAUCAAAAGAAUGGGAUAUUACUGGCCAACAAUGGUGAAGGAUUGCAUAGACUAUGCUAGAAAAUGUCAAAGUUGCCAAUUACAUGCUAAUUUGAUCCACCAGCCACCCGAGCCUUUACACCCGACAGUUGCCUCUUGGCCCUUUGAUGGUUGGGGACUUGACGUGGUAGGACCAUCGCCGAAAAGCUCUGGGGGGCAUCUUUACAUAUUGGCAGCAAUAGAUUACUUCUCCAAGUGGGCAGAAGCUGCAGCAUUAAAAGAGGUCAAGAAAGAGACAGUUGUAAACUUCAUUCGAACAAACAUCAUUUACCGUUAUGGGGUACCAAGAUACAUCAUAACCGAUAAUGGAAAGGAGUUCUACAAUACAGCCAUGAAUAAGUUGUGUGCACAAUUCAAUUUCAAACAACAUAACUCUUCUAUGUACAAUGCUCCGGCUAAUGGUUUGGCAGAAGCCUUUAACAAGACUUUAUGCAACAUUCUCAAGAAGGUGGUGAAUCGCUCGAAGAAGGACUGGCAUGAUAGGAUUGGAGAGGCACUAUGGGCUUAUCGUACUACAUUCCAAACACAAACUCAAGCUACUCCAUAUUCCUUGGUAUACGGGGUUGAAGUUGUUCUUCCACUAGAAUGUCAAAUUCCAUCCUUAAGAAUCGCAAUCCAAGAAGAACUUUCCAAUGAAGACAAUGUUCGUCUACGCUUUGAAGAGCUUGAAGCUUUAGAUGAAAAACAUCUUGAGGCACAACAACGAUUAGAAUGUUAUCAAGCAAGACUUUACAGGGCUUUCAACAAGAAGGUGCGACCACACUCAUUCCAAGAAGGAGAUCUUGUCUUGGCAGUACGACGCCCAAUAAUCAUGUCAAAACGCAUGGGCAGCAAAUUCCUCUCCAAAUGGGAUGGCCUUUAUUUGGUUCAAGAAGUCUACACCAAUGGAGCUUAUAAAAUUAUCGAUGAGAAUGGAUUGAGGAUUGGGCCUAUCAACGGCAAAUUCUUGAAAAGAUACUAUGCUUGA
Populus trichocarpa (black cottonwood) is the source of this 2109-nucleotide messenger RNA. RefSeq lists its product as uncharacterized. The coding region runs from base 1 to 2109 and encodes 702 amino acids. Lineage: Eukaryota; Viridiplantae; Streptophyta; Magnoliopsida; Malpighiales; Salicaceae. The transcript is spliced from 2 exons. Gene Ontology annotation, molecular function: RNA-DNA hybrid ribonuclease activity; nucleic acid binding. The record is from RefSeq and is a predicted model, not a curated record. Gene Ontology annotation, biological process: DNA integration.